AAUAAAACAGAAAGAAAAAAAAAAAAAGAAAAAAGGAAGAAAAAAAAACCAUCGCGUUUGGCGAUUAUUCAACGAUGGACCCGCAAGAGGUUGCGCGACUGGCCAAGAAGGUCUGGGCCAGAUACAAACUGGCCGAGCCGACCAAGCGAAUCCUCAUCGGCAUCGCAGGCAUUCCCGGUGCCGGCAAGACAACCUUGGCACGUCGCGUGACCGACGAGCUGAAGGCAAUCCAGCUCGCCGAGGAUGAGACGGCGAAUGGUGCCUUUGUAACAGACAUCCCCAUGGACGGUUACCAUUUGACGCGCGCGCAGCUGGCCGCGAUGCAGGACCCUCAGACGGCUAUCCACCGGCGAGGUGCCGCGUUCACCUUUGACGGGGAGGGCUUCCUUGCGCUAGUACAGAAGUUAUCUCUCCCGGUUGAUGAGGAAUCCGGAGAGCGGGGCGCGGCCGCGAUCUAUGCGCCCAGCUUUGAUCACGCUGUCAAGGAUCCUGUAGCGGACAGCAUUCCCAUCUCGCCCCAGACGCGCAUCGUCAUCAUUGAGGGUAACUAUCUCGCCCUUGAUAGGGAGCCCUGGAAGUCGGCUGCCGCGCUGCUGGAUGAGAUAUGGUUUGCCAGCGUCGACCGGGAGGUUGCGAGGGAGAGGUUGGCCAAGAGGCACGUCGAGGCUGGUAUUGUACCUGACGAACAGGCCGCCAGGGAGAGGAUCAGGACUACUGACUUCCUCAACGCGGAUGACAUUGAACAGAAUUUGCUGCCGGUGAGCGAAAGGGUCAAGUGCGGCUGAUAAACGUUGUAUCUGUUUGCCGGUCUAAAUGUAUCUGCAUGAUCCUACGAGACAUUAUUUUUACACGGUGUAUUACGAAUCUAAACAUAUACCUGGAAACAAAUUCCCAA
Messenger RNA from Pyricularia grisea, 895 nucleotides. RefSeq lists its product as uncharacterized. The record is from RefSeq and is a predicted model, not a curated record. The coding region runs from base 75 to 785 and encodes 236 amino acids. Gene Ontology annotation, molecular function: ATP binding; kinase activity. Lineage: Eukaryota; Fungi; Ascomycota; Sordariomycetes; Magnaporthales; Pyriculariaceae. The transcript has 2 exons. Gene Ontology annotation, cellular component: cytoplasm.